AUGUCCUACGCACCUCAGAAUCAAAGCUACUAUGGCAAUGCGCCUCAACCUCAAGGUUACUAUGCUUCUCCUCCACCUCCACAAGGUGGUUACUAUCCUCCUCCUCCACAACAAGGCGGUUACUAUCAACCUGCCCCUCCUCCACAGACAGUGAUUGUUCAACAGCAACCCCAAAGACGUGAUGAUGACUGUUGUACAGCUUGUUUAGCUGGUAUGCUUUGCUGCUGUUUAUUAGAAGAAUGCACUUAA
This is a messenger RNA of Rhizopus microsporus ATCC 52813, 249 nucleotides long. RefSeq lists its product as uncharacterized. The transcript is spliced from 2 exons. Bases 1 to 249 code for a protein of 82 amino acids. Lineage: Eukaryota; Fungi; Mucoromycota; Mucoromycetes; Mucorales; Rhizopodaceae. The record is from RefSeq and is a predicted model, not a curated record.